This is a messenger RNA of Dictyostelium purpureum, 577 nucleotides long. RefSeq lists its product as uncharacterized. The coding region runs from base 250 to 459 and encodes 69 amino acids. The record is from RefSeq and is a predicted model, not a curated record. NCBI's taxonomy places the organism in Eukaryota, Evosea, Eumycetozoa, Dictyosteliales, Dictyosteliaceae. The transcript is spliced from 2 exons.
AACACAGAAUAUUUUUUAAAAAAAAACUUUCCUUUUUUAUAAUUUGUAGUUGGAAAAUGAUAUUUUUUUUUUCUUUUUUUUUGGUUAUUUAAAGAUUUUAUUUUAUUUUCUAUUUUCCUUUUUAAUUAAAGUUAAUAAAGAACAUUAAAAAAUAAUUCCUUUAAAAAAAAUAAAAUAAUUUUAUGUUCUAAUCAAAAAAAAAAUAAAAAUAAAAUAAAAAAUAAAAAAAAAUAAACACUUUUUUUAAGAAUGACAAUUAUAAAUACUAUAACUCUUUUAUUAAAUAAAAAUUCAUCGAUAACCAACUUUAAAAAUAAUAAUUUUAAUAAUAAUAUGAAUAUAAAUAAUUUAAAUUGUAAUAUAAAUAUAUAUGGUUCAAAUAAAGUAUCAGUUGUUUCUGGUUAUAUUUAUAAUAAUCCAAAAGUUACAGGGUCAGAGUCUGCUUUUCCUUCACAUUAAAAAAAAAAAUUAAAAAAAUAAAUUAAAAACUCCCUGCCUAGAAGUAUGUUUUUUGCUACCUAGUGUCCAUGUAAAAUAUAUUAUAUAAAAAUUAUAAAUAAAAAACCUUUUCAAAUAU